AUUCCGAUUGGCUGUCUAGCUGCAUCCGUACCCGCGGAAGUUUGUACACAGAGAAUCGGAGUACUGUCAGUUAUUUUAAAAUAUUUGUCGGUUUUUCAGCACAAACACUGCCGUUCCGCGUGUAGCUUCGAGAACGAAGACGAAAAACGAAGAGAAAAUGAAUUUUAAAAGGACGAAUUCUGCGCCGAGAACAAAAAAGCUCGCAUGAAGUGCUAGCACUUGACAGCUAAUAGUAUUGGGUAGCUCGUUGUUAAUUCUGUUUAAUUUUUUAUCGGUCGCCAACUUGAUAAACAGCCUCGGAAAGGAGCAGAAAACGAUUUGAGCUGCAGUUUAGCAGCUUUUCUGCUUGUAUGCUUGAGUUAAUGUCAGAAGUGUUUCAUAUUGACAGUUGUGAUUUUUUUGUUUUUUUUGUUUUGAUUAGCAUGCUAAGCUAGUCGCAGCGCGAGCUGGCAUUCGUCAUUCUGGAUUUACUUCAAAUCAGCAUCAUCCUUCAUACACCAUUCGUGUAGUGUCAUUUACUGUCAUCUUCACACGACGAGGGCUGUAACACAACAGUGAUUCAUCAUGCUGGGAGAGUGUGGCAUGAAAAAAUGGGAGAGACUAGCACUCAGGAAGAACUCGGUUACGAUUCUGCAGGACUUAGUGGUGGAUGAUCUUCUGAUCCAGUGUCUGCAACAAGAUGGAAUCCUCACAGACAGCAUGGCAGAGAGCAUUAUGGCUGAAUCGACGUCCCAGGGCAAGAGUAGCCAUUUAUUGCGUCUUUUGCCCAAACGUGGUCCUCGGGCAUUUAGCAGCUUCUGUGAUGCUCUUAAGGUGACAGAGCAACAGCACCUCUAUGAACUGCUUAUGGACUUCACAGAGAAAGAUAAAAGCUUUUCAGAGCCCUCACUGACUCGCCCGAUUCAGGAAUGUGUGAUACCUGCGAAAAGAGCCAGGACUCAUGAGUCAGUGGAGAUGUGUUUAGAUGCCGACUCUCCCAUGACCACAGCUGUACUUCCCUGCACACCGGAAUUUUACCAGUCCCACAGAUCACAGGCCUACCCGAUGCGCUCAUGCCCGCGAGGACUGGCCCUGGUGCUGAGUAAUGUGAGGUUUGACUCUGCAAACACUGAUUUAGACAUCCGGAGGGGAGGGGAGGUGGAUGAGGAGACGCUGAGGAGACUUUUCACAGAGCUGGAUUUCACAGUCAGCCUGCACAAAGACCUAACAGCAGAGGAAAUGCGUGGGUGCCUAGAACAGUUUGCCCAGCGGCAGGAGCAUGCAGAUUAUGACUGCGCUGUUGUGUGUUUACUGUCUCAUGGUGUUGAGGGAUCUAUCUACGGGACCGACGGACAGCCGCUGGAGUUGGACUGGGUGUUUGGGGUUUUUGAUAACGCCCGCUGCCCUCUGCUCCAGAAUAAGCCAAAGAUGUUCUUCAUUCAGGCUUGUCGAGGAGAGGAGAUGGACAACGGCGUGGACCAGUUGGAUGGCCAGGAGCGGACUCAAUCUCCAGGCUGUGAACAGAGGGAUGCUGGAAGGGAGGAGGAGAGAGACAACAAAGAGAGGGCGGAGAAAGAAAGGGAGAGAAUGAGAGUCAAAUUGCCACAGAGAUCUGAUAUGAUCUGCGGCUUUGCCACCCUCAAAGGUUUCAGCACUGCUGCGAUGAGAAACACCAAGAAAGGGUCCUGGUUUAUUCAGGAACUGAACACUGCCAUCAGACAGAGAGCCAACGACACACACCUGUCAGACAUACUUGUGCAGGUGAACGGUCGAAUUAAAAGCAGAGAGGGAUAUGCACCUGGUUCAGCCCAUCAUCGCUGUAAAGAGAUGUCGGAGUUCACCAGCUCCCUCUGUAAAGACCUCUACCUCUUCCCUAAGUACUAUCCCAGCAACUAGACACGUGCACGCACUCCCCAUGCACAAAGCGCAUGCAGAACACACUGUCCUCAGAACUGAUUUUGAUGCAGUAGCGGGAGCUCAGUGCACACGUGUGUACAUCCAUCUCCCGCUCUAAGACAAACACAGAGUCAUGUAAAUCUGCUUAGACCCAUUCCAUGUGUCAUCUGUUUCACAUUCCUCAGCACAAUGACAGGUUCAUUAUGAUGCGUGUGUACACUAUUUACCAUGGAUUUGCUAAGAUCAGUUUUUAAUCGUAAGAACUUCAUCUUCUAGUGUGCACUAGAAAAUAUUAAGAGUUCAUUCUCCAUAUCUUUGUUUGCCUUGCUCUUUCUCUUUUUUUUUAAUCCAUGAAAUUAGGAAAGAGUAAAGAUGCCAUUUGCGUGAAAAAAAAAAAAAAUGUGAAAAAAUAUCUAUUUGAUUUUUUUUUUUUAUAUAUAUUUCAGUUUUUUUUUUAUAUUCAGCAGUUGUAUAAAGUUUGGCACAACAUAAAUUUUUUUCUUUUUUUAACAAAUCCAACUGAUUUUUAAUCUUUUAUUUUUAUUAUUAUUUUUUUUUUGCAUAGAUUUAUUUUUAUAGUUUUUUAAUUGUACAGUUUUUUUCCCCCUCAGUAGUUCUUGUUCUGUAUUUUUUUGUAAUUUAAAGCCAAACCAUCAAUGGUACAUUCAAAGCAGCUUAAUGACACCCUCCACAUGUCACACAGACAGUUGCAUUGCAUAAACAUGCAUAUUAACAUUGUGCCAGUACCAUACAAUACUCCUCCUUACAUUUCACUCAGUGGAUUCGAGCAGAGCAGAUCUGUUCUUACUUAUCUUCGGUUUCCUUAAUGCAACUUUACAUACAUUGUAUCAACAUGUUUUCUGUAAGUACUUUGCAUGGCAUGUUAAUUAACUUAAUUCAGUUAUUCUGUUUGCACCAUGGCAGCUGUUUUUGAACUUUAAUAGGGCUUCCUGACUCAAAGUGACUAUUUCACCAUUUGUUUGGCAUAUAAUAGUUAAUUGUCAGACCUUUAAUAUGAUGCAUAUCAAUACACUUGAUCAUUCUACAGAUAUUUCUGUUAUUCCAAAACUUCCAGAUUGAAGUUGCAUUCCAAAUGGUGUUUCUGCUCAUUUUUCUAAGGGCGCUUCAUGUGGGGUAUUGCCAAAAUGAAAUCUAUAUAUUCUCAUGAUGUGUUUUGUAAUUGUGCCUGUAUAUAUGCUGCAGUUUUUGCCCCUCACUCUUGCACAUUCCUUUUCACUUUAAACAUUCUGUGUGCCAAUGAACGCACAUUAUGAAGAUUGAAAGUAUGCAAAAAGACUGAAAAAACCUGCAGGUGGCAGUAGAGAGCUUUUGCACUUCAUCAACACACCUCGUGUCAUAGCGGUUCCAGUGUUUAGACACACAGUCUUCCUGUUCUGUACACACAACAUUAUUCCUCCUGGGAAAUCAGACUGUAAAUUGAGUGUGCCAUUUUCCCUCUGUGUGCGUCUUCCUUAUCCAGUAGGCAUGACUUUUAGGUUAAAGGUCAUGACCUUUGACCUUUUGACAUUGCCAUGGCAUCCCUCAAACCCUCUUCUACGUUUCAUACUCGUCACCUUUAGCAUUAGUUAUCACUCAAUAUGAUUAUUUUAUUUUACUGUUUUAUUUUAUAUUUACUGUUUUAGCCGCCAAAAUGUUCUCUGUAGAUUUACACUGUUCAUCACUUUCAAUCAGCUGUUGCUUUGUUUGGUUUUAUCUUGAUAAACUUCUUUGAACUGGGAGAAUAAUAUGGGCAUAUGUACAUUUUAAAAUAUAUUAAAUUCCUAAAUUUAAAAAUGAAGGAUUGGUGCAGAUACAUAAUUUAUAAAAGAUUACUUUCAUAAUUGAAAUGGUGCCAUGAUUUUAAAAAAAAAGUAUUUAAACAAAUUACUGGCUAUUUGAUGAAAUCUAGAAGUAAUUUUCAGAAGUCAUGAUUAUUUUUAAAUGAAAAACAAGUGAAAAUAGAAAAUGUGUAUAAAUUUCUAUUUAGUAGUAGUAUAGCAGUAUUUGAUGCUGCAGUCAUUAUAUUGAAACAACGCCAGCACAUGUAUGUUCUCCAUAAUCGGUUUAAAAUGAAAGGAAAGUUGGGUUCAUUUUAAAUAUCUCCGGUAACUGUAUUUUUUCUCAGGCUUUGUUCACCUAGUUUUGAAUGUGUGUUCAGAAUUGUGACACUGAGCCCUACAGGUUCUUGUUGUGGUAACAUGUUUAAAAUAGUUCCCCUAUGAAAGUGUUAAAACCUACAUAGGUACAUAUUAUAUAUUCCAGUUAAGUCCCUCCCAGCCUGACUGUGCCAGAUGAGUGCCUAGUAAACUUGAUACUAAUGUUUUAUUCACUGCCGUUGUCAUGUGUACUAACCAGCUAUGAAGGGUGCUUAAAUCAACUAUAGAGAAAUUGUCAUUUUUGUAUUUUUGUAAUGCAAAAGCGACCAUAUAAUAAAAAAAUACUGUUAUAAAGCCA
Ctenopharyngodon idella (grass carp) is the source of this 4329-nucleotide messenger RNA. RefSeq names its product caspase 2, apoptosis-related cysteine peptidase (gene casp2). Lineage: Eukaryota; Metazoa; Chordata; Actinopteri; Cypriniformes; Xenocyprididae. Gene Ontology annotation, biological process: proteolysis; regulation of apoptotic process. The transcript is spliced from 11 exons. Gene Ontology annotation, molecular function: cysteine-type endopeptidase activity. The coding region runs from base 565 to 1875 and encodes 436 amino acids. The record is from RefSeq and is a predicted model, not a curated record.